Messenger RNA from Penicillium angulare, 1470 nucleotides. Its product is annotated as proteasome regulatory particle lid subunit RPN5. The transcript has 5 exons. Gene Ontology annotation, cellular component: proteasome regulatory particle, lid subcomplex; cytoplasm; nuclear proteasome complex. The record is from RefSeq and is a predicted model, not a curated record. Bases 1 to 1470 code for a protein of 489 amino acids. Lineage: Eukaryota; Fungi; Ascomycota; Eurotiomycetes; Eurotiales; Aspergillaceae.
AUGUCCGACGUCUUGUUGAAGCCUGAGAAGGACUUCUCCAAGGACGCUGACAAGCUCAUUCCGGAGGCCGAGGCUCUUGCCAAGACCGAUGUCCAGGGCGCCAUCGAUAAGUUGUUGGGAUUGGAGAAGCAAUCACGACAAGCCUCCGAUCUCGCUACUACAUCCCGCCUGUUGAUCGCGAUUGUCAACACCAGCAAGAACUCCGGCGACUGGACCCUCCUUAACGACCAAGUGCUUCUGCUCUCAAAGAAACAUGCCCAGCUUAAGCAAGCCACAACACGCAUGGUGCAGGAGGUGAUGAAGUUUCUGGAUGAUACCCCAAAUCUGGAUGUCAAGCUUUCUGUGAUCGAGACCUUGCGAACAGUUACCGAGGGAAAGAUUUUCGUCGAAGUCGAGCGAGCCCGCGUUACACGAAUCCUAUCGAAUAUUAAAAAGUCGCAAGGUGAUCUGAAUGCGGCCGCAGACAUCCUCUGUGAGUUGCAGGUGGAGACCUUUGGGUCGAUGACGAGACGCGAGAAGACCGAAUUCAUUUUGGAACAAGUUGCGCUGUGCAUUGAGCGUGGAGACUGGACACAAGCAUCUAUUCUCAUUCGCAAGAUCAACAAGCGUUAUUUCAACCGCAAACCAAAGAAGAGUGCUGAGGAGAUCGAGAAGCUCAAGAAGCAGGCUGAGGAGCGAGAGAAGACCCGUGGUCCGGAUGAGGCUCCGAUGGAGGUUGACGAUGAUGUGACUGAUCUCAAACUGCGUUACUAUGACCAGCAGAUCACCCUCGCAAACCAUGAUUACAAGUACCUCGAUGUGUGCAAGUACUACCGAGAAGUCUUGGACACCGAGGCCGUUGAGAAGAACCCCGAACAAUUACGCGCAUCCCUCGCACGUAUCGUCUAUUAUAUUGUCCUCUCCCCCUACGACAACGAGCAAUCAGAUCUGCUUCACCGCAUCCAUCAGGAUUCGCGACUAUCCCAGGUUGCCGAGGAAGCCCGUCUGGUGAAGCUGUUUACCAUUCCCGAACUCAUGCGCUGGCCCAUGGUAUCAGAGCAAUUCGGCCCCCAUCUAUGCGGUACCGAUGUCUUCGAUGCCCAGCCUAAGCAGUCUAGCGAGAACCAAGCCAACCGAAGAUGGCAAGAUCUGCGCAAGCGUGUCAUUGAGCAUAACGUGCGAGUUGUAGCCAAAUACUACACUCGCAUCCAGAUGGGUCGGUUGACCCAGCUUUUGGACCUGACCGAGGAGGAGACGGAGAAGUACAUCAGUGAUCUGGUCACCUCCAAGACCAUCUAUGCCAAGAUUGACCGCCCUGCCCGACUUGUCAACUUUGCCAAGCCUAGUGAUGCAGACGAUGUGCUGAACGAAUGGAGCAGUGAUAUGAAGAGCUUGCUUGGUCUUCUGGAACGUAUCGAUCAUCUCAUCACCAAGGAGGAGAUGAUGGCGCGUAUCCUGCCGUCCCGCGGAGAGAAGGCCAAGGCUCGUUAA